GUUUUCAGAGUAAGCUCCAGAUCCACCGUAACCUUGAGAAAGAUAAAGAGGGAAAAUGUAAAAACCAAAGAUUACGGCAAUACAUAUUUACUCUUAAGAAAUGGGCACAGGAGCCAUACAAAACAAAAGAAAGUAGCUCAUCCUCCGUGGAGAUCGUUACCGAGUUACCGGACUUUGAGUCGCGGCUGAUGGCGGCUCCUUCGCGGAGUGAUCAUGUAGCAGUGCUGCUGGGAAAUGUGCUGCACGUCUGGGGUGGUUUACAGUAUGUGGAUGGAGAAGAAGUUGUGUUACCCAGUGAUGAGAUCUGGCUCUACGAUCUGGAAAGUGGAGUCUGGGCUCGCAUGGGAAUGGGUGGAGAGUUACCUCCUUUGCUUUCUCAGACAUGCGGCUCACUUCUCAGUGGAACGCUUUAUGUUUUUGGAGGCAGAGACAGUGACGACUACACCAACCAGAUGUACUGCGUAGACUUGCAAGAUGGAAAAUACACCUGGAGGAAAUUGAAUGCCUGUGAUGGAACCCCUCCCUCACCCAGAGACAGACACUCAUGCUGGGUCUACAAGAACAGGCUCAUCUAUUUUGGUGGAUAUGGAUGGAAAACAGUUCGAGAGAUCAGCAACUACAAAAGCUUCACAGUAGAUGAGACAUCAUGGGUGACAAAUGGCCGUGUGGUUUUCCGCUUUUGGGGUUGGAAUAAUGAGGUUCAUGUAUUUGAGCCCGACACAGCCACAUGGACUGAACCCCAAACCCAGGGCCAGCCACCUAAACCAAGGGGUUCCCACGCUAGUGCCAUUCUUGGCAGCAAGGGCUACAUCUGUGGUGGUUUGGAAACACAGACUAUAGACAUCCACUGUUUAGACCUGGUCACGUUUACAUGGACACAAAUAGAGCCUUUGGCCCCUCCCCUCCCGAUGGGCCGCUCUCUACACACACUCACCCCUACCUCACACAACACACUCUUCCUCUUUGGUGGCCUCAGCAUAUCUGGGCAGGUUCUCAGUGACGGCUGGGAAUUUGACACUGUGAAGAGAGAAUGGACAGAGAAGCCACAUAGCCACAGAGAUAAACCCAGGGUUUGGCACUCGGCAGUACAGGGAAAGGACAACGAUGUGGUGGUUUAUGGAGGAAGCCGAGACUACAUCUUAGUCAUGGAUAUGGUUGCAGUGCUCAGAUCUCCUUCACAGAGUCACUGCGGAGAUGUGCUGGUGUUUCAGAGCCAGCCUUAUUCACUCACCAGAUUAUGUGAGGACUGCAUAGGCAAACAUGGAUCUGUUUUACUGGAGAAGGUGUCAUCUUUACCACCCAGAAUUCAGGGGACCCUUCACAAGAGGAUAUCUUACUUCAAAACAGAAAUGCGGGAGCAAAGUGGUUAUACAUGAGCUCACGGACAAGCGAAUUAUACUGGCUCGAUUCUGUGAGCAUUUCUGCUCCAUCAACAUCCCUUUGUUUCAGAAGGACUUGAACAUAUAGUUUUUAUUUUUGUUACACAACAGGAUAUUAGGUCUUAAUGUUGUAUAUUCUUAUUAGAAGUGCCCUCAGCUACUUGAAUUUUAGAGAUUUAUUUUAGGAUUUAUUUUAACUACUGAAUCUUUAAAUAUUUAUGUUCAGAUUUGUAUAAGGAUAUAGAUUCUUUAUGUUUUUAUUCAGAUAGCUUGAUAUAUGAUGAGAUAUGAUUAAUUUCAACAUCCAUUAAUAAUUUAAAUAAAAGAAAUGAUCUAAACAAAUCAAUGGGGAUAAAUGUUUACGUGUGAAAAGCCGACCAAUUGGUUUGGACUGGAGAGGAUGUUUAUCAGCUUAAAGGGGUAUUUUUCUGGAAAUUCCUUUUGUUCUAGGGUUCUAGCAAACAAAAUUUAAAGGAUAUUAUCAAAGCGAUAGACAUUUUGGGGGCUCUAUGAUGAACACAGUGUACUCUAGAACUCGAAAAAGCACACACACCUCAUUAGUUGGUUUAAUUAUAAGUUUAUUAUUGAAUAUACUCAUGAAUUGGAAUGCUUUCUUAUAAAAUAACGAUGGAAUGAUAUGUCACAUUUAUGCCAAUAUAUACUAAUAAAACCUGGAGUUUUCUUCUUC
Molecule: messenger RNA, 2067 nt
Organism: Hemibagrus wyckioides
Lineage: Eukaryota; Metazoa; Chordata; Actinopteri; Siluriformes; Bagridae
Product: kelch domain-containing protein 1-like
Exons: 14
Coding region: 189-1376 (395 amino acids)
Molecular function (GO): protein binding
Source: RefSeq, a predicted model, not a curated record